AUGAAGUUAGACGCCAAAGUACUUCGGUACAUGACCCCUGAGGACUUUCGAGUCCUAACCGCCACCGAGAUGGGCUCCAAGAAUCACGAGGUCGUUCCUUCCGCCAUUAUCUCCCAAAUCGCCAAGCUCCGCCACGGAGGAUCCCACAAGGUUCUGAGUGAGCUGGCCAGACGCAACUUGGUUGCCAAGGUCCAGCAUAUCAAAUAUGACGGUUAUCGAUUGACAUAUGGAGGAUACGACUACUUGGCCUUAAGGACCUUCUGCCAGCGCAACAGCGUCUACUCUGUCGGAAACCAGAUCGGUGUCGGAAAGGAGUCAGAUAUUUACAUUGUUGCCAACGAGGAGGAGCGUCAAAUGGUCCUAAAGAUCCAGAGAUUGGGUCGUACGAGUUUCCGUACGAUCAAGUCGAAGCGCGACUAUCUCAAAAACCGCAAGUCGGCGUCAUGGAUGUACAUGUCAAAGCUGGCCGCUGAAAAGGAGUAUGCCUUCAUGAAGGUCUUGCACGAGCACGGAUUCCCAGUCCCCGAACCCAUCGACCAGUCUCGCCACUGCAUUGUUAUGGAACUCAUUGACGCCUUCCCCCUUCGCCAAAUUAGCGAGGUUGGCGACCCCGGCAAACUCUACUCUACACUCAUGAACCUCAUUGUCAAACUUGCCAGCUACGGAUUGAUUCACGGAGAUUUCAACGAAUUCAACAUUUUGAUCCGGGAGAACGGAGAGGCUGUCCUGAUCGAUUUCCCCCAGAUGGUCUCGAUCGACCACCCCAACGCUGAGUUCUACUUCAACCGCGAUGUCGAGUGUAUCCGAGUCUAUUUUAAGAGGCGGUUCCAGUACGAGAGUUUGUUAUACCCAAAGUUCAGAUUGGAUACGGAGCGUGAGUUUGAUCUGGAUGUCAAGGUAGCAGCUUCAGGAUUCACCAAGGAGAAGCAGCAGGAGCUGGAGAAGUUUCAAGAGGAAGAGGGUCAGUUGGUCCUGGAGUUGGGUGAGGAUGCUUAUCGCCCCAGCGAUGACGACGUUGAGGAUGAAGAGGAGUCUGAAGAAGAGUCCGAGGAAGAAUCUGAGGACGAAGAAGAAGCCGAGGAGGUUGGCGAAGGCAGUGCAAAGAAUGCAGAGGACUUACCCGUCCAAGUCGGAAAGCUGUCAUUAGCCAAUUUGUCUCAAAUGGAUCAGCCAUCUGUACCCUCAAAUAACGACAGCGACAACGAAGACGAAGAGGAGGAGAACGACUCUGUUGCUUCAUUGGAAGACAUGAACAACCGCAACUUCAAGGCUUACAGAGACAUCCGGCCCAAGGUGGCAGGAUCUGUUGCAGGAUCGACCCGGUCAAAAGCCACAAAGUCAACUGGACCCAUGUCGGCCGAGGAUAUCAAGGCUCGUGUUGCUGUCAACCUCCGGUCGGGCUCUCGAACCAAGUUCUCGUCCAAGCAGAACCACACCAAGGGAACCGACAAGCGGAACAGGAGGCAGGUUGCUGGCGACAAGGCUCAUAUCAAGUAUGGAUCCGAAUACUAA
Molecule: messenger RNA, 1512 nt
Organism: Linnemannia hyalina
Lineage: Eukaryota; Fungi; Mortierellomycota; Mortierellomycetes; Mortierellales; Mortierellaceae
Source: the annotation of a GenBank genome assembly